ACUAAGGAGAACAUUAUCAGUGAUAAUACUCGUAAGUUAAGGUUGAAUUUUUAAGUCUAAAACUUAAAUUAAAACCUAAAACUUCCGGGUAUGGUUUACCUGUCACUGUUGUUUGUACUGCCACUAUUGUCUGCUGAUGGAGGACCGUCUGAGGCUUUUAACCAAUCGACCCAGGUGAUGAGAAAGGUUUCCCGGAGAGAAACACCGAUUCUACGGCCGCCGUACCUGCGCCUCCCCGUGUUUGUGGACUCGAGGCUGCCGCUGGUGGAGAAAGAGCAUUUCUCUCCAUCCAAAGGUACCGGACAGGAGCCUUUACCCGAGCCCGUCCGGGAGAUCCUGCUGCCGAUUCGGGCCAGCACCAGCCCGCCAAGCACUUCGGGUGUUUCCGUGAGGACUUCGUGCAGGCUCAAGAAGAUGCUCGUGCAGGUGCAGAGGGGCAUGCUGGGCCCCGGUGAACCAGACUCUCACCUCAAACUGGGGACCUGCCAAACCAGUAGAUCCACGAGGGACUACCUUUAUUUUGAGUAUGACCUUGGCCUGUGUGGAACCGAACGCACGAUAAUUAAUAACCAGGUGGCCUAUUCAAACACGCUACAAUACGACCCACCAAGGCUCCGAGGACCAAUCAGGCGAGCUGUGCCCUUCACCCUGCCUGUUGCAUGUUAUUAUAACAGGUACCAGUACUCCUACAAAAUUGGCUACACACCAAAGAUGAGGAUGCGCAAGAUCUUCACAACAAUGGCGAACAGUGCAAAGUUCAUUCUGUCUCCACGAAAUGCUCAAUGGGAAAGGCUUUCCCCGUCAGAUCAAUACGUGCUCGGGAAACCCAUGUACUUUGAGGCACAGGCUCCGGCCAUGUCUCAGAAUGAAAGACUCUACGUCCACUUGUGUUACGCAACUCCUGAGAAGUCCCACACUUCCACGCCUCAGUUUCCAGUCGUGAAAAACUUUGGGUGUAUGGUUGAAAGCAGGGACGGUCGCUCCAGAUUCAUCCCAUACAAAAACAACGCUGUGAGAUUCUCUGUGGAUGCCUUCUUGUUCAACGGAUUGACAGGCCAGCAGCUCUACAUGCACUGCUCCAUGUCUGUGGGGCGUUCUGUCCCCACACCGACAGCCAAGUCCUGCAACUACGACACAAAAACAAAAAGAUGGGUUGAGCUGUAUGGACCAGCCUCAGUGUGCACCUGCUGCGACUCCAACUGUAGCUCCGCUGCAUCCACGGCGACCAAAAUAAUCAGCAGCAGGCCGUGGACAGUAGAGCCGAAGGUGAAAGCUGCCACAGCCCCGAGGAGGAAGACAGUCUCCACCACAAAAAAAACAACCACAACAACAACAGCACCACCACCAGAGAUGAUCAGAGCACUGACUGAACGGAGGACGACUUCAAAGCCUGAAGCGAAAGCCGUGACUCUAAUGGGUAAGGUGGAGAACACAGUGGGGGAGUUAGAGUGGCCGUUUGGAGGCGAAGGAGUGGCGUGGGUUGAGGUGGAAGAUGAGGAGAAGCAGGUGAAGGGCUCUGCUGUUGUAGAAGAGGAGGAGGAGGUGGUCAAAGAGGAGGAGGAGGAAGUCCAGGUCGACGUGGUCACACAACCUCGUUUAAUAUUUGAAGAUAUUUUUGGUUUUGACAAAUAA
Messenger RNA from Epinephelus moara (kelp grouper), 1632 nucleotides. RefSeq names its product zona pellucida glycoprotein 3d tandem duplicate 2 (gene zp3d.2). Lineage: Eukaryota; Metazoa; Chordata; Actinopteri; Perciformes; Serranidae. Gene Ontology annotation, molecular function: acrosin binding. Gene Ontology annotation, cellular component: extracellular matrix. The record is from RefSeq and is a predicted model, not a curated record. The transcript has 8 exons. Gene Ontology annotation, biological process: egg coat formation; positive regulation of acrosome reaction; binding of sperm to zona pellucida. Bases 91 to 1632 code for a protein of 513 amino acids.